UAUAUGCCGACUAUUUCAGCUGCCGCCUCUGCGCCAGCCGCGAAAUCCUGCGCGCCGUCGUGCGUCUUCCUUCUGGAGAUCCGAGUGCUCCUCGCCGUCACCGAGACUCCGCGUCACCGCCGCUCCGCGCCGGCGCUGAGUUCUGCUGUUGGACCGGUUUGCUGUUUGGCCGUUGCACGUAGCUGCAGCGGUCUGCACGGUAGAAGGUAUGCGGGCUCCAAUAGUACCCGCUACCUUGCUACUGCUGGCGUUUGCACUGGAGUUAGACGCAACAAGACGCAAACAGAAAGACAAAGUUGUUCAUACCACAAUAAAUAUAUGCGACAUAAGUGAUCGAGACUCGAAAGUACAUUGUUACUGUGAAAUAAGUCAAGAUAUAAACGAAGCUGUAAAAACUGAAUGUUGGGUAUUCAACGGUGGAAUUGAAAAGUCAGAUAUUCUGUGGUCUAGUUUUACAUCGCAGUCUAAUAUAGAAAAUUUAGCUUUCAACGUACGAGCUGAUGGAGGACUUAAUUUCGUACCCACUAAUGUUCUACUAUAUCUCAAAAAACUGCGAACUUUUAGUAUUAAGUAUAGCUCUAUUGUAAAUAUUGAAAGUUAUUCGUUUGUUAACCUAACUAAUGUACGAGAAAUAACAUUAACGAAGAAUCAAAUAGUUAACGUAGAAAGACAUACGUUUUAUAACUUGCCUAAUUUGACUGUUCUCACUUUGGAUGAGAAUAAAAUUACAAGAUUAGUUUCUGAGACAUUCUACGAACUGCCUAGUUUACACAAACUUUACUUAACGAGUAACAACAUAAGUGUUAUCGAAGAUGGUACAUUCAGGCAUCUUGUAAACUUACUAGAAUUAGAGUUAGAUAGGAACAAUAUAAAUGAACUGAAGAAGGAAUGUUUUGAUGGACUGGCGAAUCUGAAACGUCUAGACUUGAGGCGAAACAAAUUGACUGUUUUAAAAUCAUUUACAUUCACCGAGCUUUGGAAUCUACAAGAGUUGCUGCUGGAUUAUAAUGAAAUUCAUGCGUUAGCACAAAGAACAUUUGAUGGACUGUCUCUAUUGAAGAAACUGAGCUUAAGUCAUAAUAAACUGAUUGCUCUGAUAAGUGGAUUGUUUGAAGGAGUAAGAGGUCUAUCUGCAUUAGACUUAAGAUAUAACAAACUGAAGAGAUUCACAUUGGAUAAUGUUAAACCUAUUUAUGACAAUUUGAAAAAUCAGAAGAGCUACAUUUAUUUGGAAGGUAAUGAUUUCGACUGCGAUUGUCAUCUUGCAUGGAUGCAUAAACUACGUCACGAAGCCAGAAGUAUAAAAGUUCGGACAUCGCUUGAGAACUUUGUCUGCAAAUUCAACAUCGAUCCUGCAAUGAACUCUCAUUUGACUUACUACGAAAAAUCUAUUGUAGAUACGAACAAUAUAUUUAUAGAUGAAAAACCUCCGGAUAAGGAAUAUAAAGAUUCAGAUGAUGUACAUGAUGAUUUAGAUGAAGAAUUUAUUGAAGAACCAAAGGUGAUUAAAAAAGAAAAUGAAAGAACUCUAUUGCAGAUACCAGUUGAACUGUUACCCUGUCCUGCUGCAGUAAAGAGUGUUACGGAUAGAACGUAUACUUAUCCAUCACAAAACGAAGCCAAAGAUUAUAGAAAUCUAAUCCUCACAUCAAAGUCAAACAAAUUCAAUCUAUCUCUCGUUACUCUUUGUUUCAAUGUAAUAUUUUUAAUGUAA
Molecule: messenger RNA, 1714 nt
Organism: Papilio polytes (common Mormon)
Lineage: Eukaryota; Metazoa; Arthropoda; Insecta; Lepidoptera; Papilionidae
Product: connectin-like
Exons: 3
Coding region: 209-1714 (501 amino acids)
Cellular component (GO): plasma membrane
Molecular function (GO): protein binding
Source: RefSeq, a predicted model, not a curated record